Arachis ipaensis is the source of this 1405-nucleotide messenger RNA. RefSeq lists its product as uncharacterized. NCBI's taxonomy places the organism in Eukaryota, Viridiplantae, Streptophyta, Magnoliopsida, Fabales, Fabaceae. The record is from RefSeq and is a predicted model, not a curated record.
GCCCAGGAAAGCUCGCUUCAAGAAAGGCACAAGAGUGGAGCCACCGCGUCAGCAGCCUCCAGCUACACCUCCUGUGUCUUCACCAUCCGAUGACGAUGACUGGCUCAUCCCUCCGCCCCCCAGUAAUGGUGGUGUCUCCGCAGUGGAUAUUCUGCAACCCUUUCGUCCGCCCAGGAGCGAACCAAGACCUGAGCCACAGGCCGCUAACGGUUCAUGAGUGACGGAACCGUGCAAUGAAGCCAUUGACCCUGAGGCGAACGAGGCAGAUUCGUUUGAGGAACACAUUGACAGGAUGUUUGCUGCUUCUGAUGCUACAAAGCGCAAACGACGAAAGACUACUGAGUUUUGGGAUGUUGAUCUCAUUGAUUCUGAAGGAAUAAUCAAGCAAGCUAAAAUGAGUGUGAGAGAGGCUAUGGAGCGGUCUCUUAAUGGUAGCAAGAUCAUCCUGAGGUUCAAUGAGGAACUGCAGGCAGUCGGAGAUGGAGCUGGCCUGUUGAGUGGCAUUCUAGGAGCGCUGGGUUCUGAUUACAGCAAAUUUCCUAUCUGUGAAAAGAGUUGGGCAAAGGUGCGGGGCAAAGACAGGGUUUAUGACGAUUGUAUAAAGGAGAUGUUCCACUUCCAGGAUAGCAGUGGUUUAAUCAAGAAAUCAUUUUUGAAACAAAUGGGGAAGUCUUGGAAAGACACAAGGGGGAGGCUGUUUGACUCGCAUUACAAACCAACAAGGACACUUGAGCAGAAUCUUGAACAGCGCCCGGAGGGAAUUCCUAGAAAGCAUUGGAAGUGGUUCAUUGAGUAUCGUAAUGAUCCUGCAACAAAGGCGAAGUGCAAGCAAAACACACUGAAUCGAAAGAAACAACUUUACACGCACACUGGCGGAUCUAAAAGCUUGGCAAGGGCUAGAGAAGAAGAGUCACAACUACAAGGAAGGACUGUUGGUAGGGGAGAACUAUGGAUCCUAAAGCACAAAAGAUCUUAUGGCAGCUAUAUACAUGAAGAAGCUCAGAGGAUUGGUGAAAAAAUAUCUGAGCUUGAGCAACUGGAUGAAUCUACAAGAAUAUUGUCAGAGAAUGAUUCCCUUGCCCAAGCUCUGGGCAAAGAGCACCCGGGUAGAGUGCGUGGGAUGGGACACGGCCCGACACCAAGUCAAAUCUUCAGUUCGAGUUCGCAGCCGCCGGUGGAUAGAGCUCAAGUAGAAGAGACCCAAAGGAUGCUGUGUGAACUACAAGCGGAGGUGACGACCGAAAAAUUGAAGACGAAAGCAAUUGAGGAUGAAUUAGCAGCAGAGAAGACGAAAAGGCAGGAAAUAGAGAGUGUGCUGAGUUAUCUGGUCCAACAGCAGUGUGGGGAGCUGCCUCCAGACAUUGCUGCACGGAUGAAUUCUUUGGACAGAUAUGGAGGAACAUAG